AAUGUACCAGAAGCUUCUCAGAAAGUAGCUAAGGUUCCAAUGUCAGUUAAGGUAUCUCGCAGCAGCGAAUCUGAACCACUUCAUCGCAGGCCUGUUACACAGAGGAGCCCGAGGCUACAAGGAGAGCGUGCUGUCAUUCCAAUCGUUCAGUCCGAUGUACCGAGUCAAAAGAAACUCGGUAGUAGGAUAUCGGAUCUUGAAUCCCAGCUGGGGCAAGCUCAACAAGAGCUCAAGCUUCUGAAAGGCCAAGUGAGUUCAAUCAAGGUCAAAAGGCCCACCACCCGAGAUGAACAACAACUAGACAAAAAUAAGAAAGUUGUGAGGAAUUCUUCUUCAAAGCAAACAAGCAAUGGUAACGAUCCCGAGACAGAUGUGUUUGAAGUUCCGCUUGAGGAAAGGAGGGAAUUAAAGCACAACGAUGUUAAUUCACUUAAAGCUGCGUUAGAAGAAAAGGAGAAAGAGCUGGAGCGUUCUUAUGAGGUGAACCGGACAUUGAAAACCAAGUUGGAAAUGAAACCUAAGGAAGAGGAGUUACGUUUGAAGCUGGAUGAUGUGAUACGUGAACUGGAAGGAACCAAGGGAAAAACAGAGGAGUUAAUAGGGCAGAUGAGAGCCAUGGAAGCUGAAAAACAAGAGAUGGGAGUUGAAAUGAAGAAACUGAGGAUCCAAACUGAGCAAUGGAGGAAAGUGGCCGAUGCAGCCGCGAUUGUGCUGUCUGAGGGUGCUGGAACUGAAGGGAAGGACUCGAGGAUAUCUGAAAGCUCGGGGGGAUCCAUCGACAAGCAGUAUGGGAACAUAUUCGAGAAUCCGGUUGGUGGUGGUUAUGCGGAUGAUGAGGAAGAGUCACCGGAGAAUGGAAAGAGGAGGAGCACUGGUAUGAGAAUGUUUGGAGAUCUGUGGAGGAAGAAGGUUCACAAAUGAGAAAUCAUUUGUUGAAUGAAUUGUAGUACCAGACCAGCAGCCCCACCAUCUCUACUUCCUAUGGUCAUGUUUCAAAUUCUGUUUUUCUUGUUGUUUUUCCUUGUACUAGUUUGUUUCCUUUGGUUAUUUGGUUGGGUCUUAAUUUCGUAACGAACAAUUUGCUAUUUGCUUUCAUCAAACAUUAGGGGAUGCUGGUUCUUGAUUGUGUUUUAUCCAAUUCUAUGCUAGUUCUUCUUUGAUUUUA
Molecule: messenger RNA, 1165 nt
Organism: Impatiens glandulifera
Lineage: Eukaryota; Viridiplantae; Streptophyta; Magnoliopsida; Ericales; Balsaminaceae
Product: interactor of constitutive active ROPs 4-like
Exons: 1
Coding region: 40-921 (293 amino acids)
Source: RefSeq, a predicted model, not a curated record